CAGGUUUGGGGCAGCAGAAGCCGGAUCCGGGGCGCGUUGUCGUUGCCCCCCGGGGGUGUCGCGGGGAUGUGGGGGCCCAGCACGGUGGUGCGCAGCGGGGGGCUGCUCUCGGGGGCCCGCCUGGGUUGUAGGGUGAAGGAGGAGGACGUGGGGCGCCGCGAGACCUUCAGCGCCGAGUGGCUGGACCUGGAGCUCAGCACCCGGCCCGAGGAGGGGUGGUGCCGGCGGGAGGCAGACGAGCGGCGCCGCGAGACGCUGGAGCAGCGCGGGGAGACGCGGGUGCUGGAGCAGCGCUCGCCCUGGGGCGUGCUGCGUUUUGGGGUCCUGGGGCAACCCCUGACCCAACACCUCCUGCCCUACGCCCGCACCCUCCCCCUGCCCCUUUUCGCCCCCCCGGACCUCCGCGGCGCCAAGGCCGGCGUCCCCCGUACCCUGUCCCGUUCCCUCUCCCACGAGGCCCAGAGGGGCUGAAGGCGACGGCGAUGGCCGUGGGUGGGGGGCUCAGGGUUGAGGGUGGGGGGGUGACGGUGGCAGCGGCGGGGUCCUGAGGCUCUCUGUGCACUGCCGCGGCCCCCGGGGGGACGAGGAGGAAGAGGAGGAGGAGGGUGGGGGGACGUGGGGGUGGGCGCCCACCCCGCGGAGGGUGGCGGUGGCCGGUGGGGACGGGCGCGGGGGCGACUCGGUUUCCCUGGCAGGAGGAGGGGGUGUGAGGAUGGGGAGCGCUGAGCCCCCCCCCCCAACCCCAACCCCAACCCCAACCCCAAGCCUUCAGAGGGGCUGGGGGGGGGGCGCGGUGGGGGAUUUUUGUGUGGUUUUGUACCAAUUUGACGUUCUUUGUACUGCAAUAAAGUGUCCGGCCUGGGCCUGCAGCUCCA
This is a messenger RNA of Anas platyrhynchos (mallard), 875 nucleotides long. It is a transcript of the gene TCAP, whose product is annotated as titin-cap. NCBI's taxonomy places the organism in Eukaryota, Metazoa, Chordata, Aves, Anseriformes, Anatidae. The record is from RefSeq and is a predicted model, not a curated record. Gene Ontology annotation, biological process: skeletal muscle thin filament assembly; sarcomerogenesis; skeletal muscle myosin thick filament assembly. Gene Ontology annotation, cellular component: Z disc. Gene Ontology annotation, molecular function: structural constituent of muscle; titin binding; titin Z domain binding.